AUGUCUACGACGCCAAACAAUAAUAAUCGAUUUUUUAAUCGUAUAGCAAAUACUUAUAUUCAUAGUGAUUCAAUCAAUGAGACAAGUAGAACACCUGCUCCUGCCGGUGAUGGCAGUGGUCCGUCAUCAACAUGGGUUGAUUCAUUAAUACAACUUGAUCGUGUAUUUUCUGGUACUCUACUUCGUUUAUGCUAUAAUCUCAUUGAUAUUGUUCUUCUAUCUCUUGGUCUUUAUUAUGGUGCAAGGAUCUGUGGCAACUCCAAUGCUCUCGCGGUGAUAUCCAUUCUUAUACUUGUUUUUAGCAGUCUCGGACUGGCUUGUACCCUUCUGUUUCUCAUACGAAACUGUAUUUUCUUUGGUGUUGUGGCAUCUGCUAUGAUUAAAACCCAUGCAUCGGAAUGUAUAUAUACUCGUAUCGAAGAUCUUUAUUUUAAUGUACCACUAAAAUCAUUUGCUUACGUUGGGCUUAUUUUAAUUGCUUCUAACAUUGGGUUCAGUAUACUUACUGCUAUUCUCAAUCAACUAUUUUAUCGAUUGCCAAAUUUUCGAAGAAUUUUAGUUCAUUUAUCAGCUGUUCAUUAUGUAGUAUUUUAUUUAAAAACGGUCGUUAUUGUCUAUUAUUUUUCCGUUGGAGCUGUUCUUCUAUUUCGACCUCGUUCAGGUGGAUCGUGUCGUGCCGUAGCUCCCGAUCUUUACAAAACUCUUUUGAUAUGGGAAUUAAUUCGUGUUUUUUUGCCACUUAUUAUCUGGCCGCUUGCAUUUCUUGUUUGUUGCCUUGGCGUUGCAUUUGGAGGUUGCCUUGCACUAUGUUUCCCGGCAUCGAUUGGUGUUCCACUUCUCGAAAUGAUUCAGGAAAGAUUACCGAAUGUUCCUGGUGCAAACAACCCAGAUCCUCCGGCAUCACCUGGUAGUAUUGAAACUUUACCAAUGGUAGUUUUUGGUGAAGAGUCUGAUGAAUUCAAUCAAACUCAAUGAAAAAGAAUAUUGGAGAUCAACAUUGCAAUGGCAAACAUUUUUCUGCUGAUGAUAUACUUUAUAGUUUAUCCAUUGACAUUACAACAGCAAUAUAAUUUGUUUCAAUCAUCUAUUCAUUUAACUCAAUUCGGUACUCGUUUUCAACCACAAGAUCCUAUUGAACUGUUAAAUAUUUUUUCAAGCGUUUCAUCGUUACUUCGAUGUUCAAUGUUAUGUAAUCAAAAUCGUCAAUGUCGUACAUUUGAUUAUGACCGAUCAUCAUCAGUAUGCCGUUUAUUCCAAAGUGAAUAUUCAACUGGAAUAAUUCUUACUAAUUCAAGUUCAGUGACAUCAAGAAUAGGUGCAAUACUUUAUAAUACAACAGCUACUUCACAAUUUUAUUCAGCUUAUAAUCAAACAUGUGAUCAAUGCAGUACUGGUGGUAAUCGAUAUCUUGAAUGUAUAAAUAAUACAUGUCAAUGUCCAUUAUAUACCUAUUGGACUGGUCAAAAGUGUUCGAAUCAAUUGUAUAAUGGAGAGAAUUGUACUUCAAUGCUAGCUUGUCGACAAGAUUUGAAUCUUACUUGUAAUACUCAAACAAAUACAUGUACUACAGACAUAGUAUGUAAUACAUGUGGACUUCAACAACCACCUAUUAUUUAUAAUAUCAAUGCGGGUCCACAAUCGGUCAUUUCUGCUGAUUUCAAUAAAGAUGGACAUUGGGAUUUGGCAAUCACUGAUUAUUCUACAAAUUCUAUCUCAAUACUUUUGGGUAUUGGUAAUGGUUCGUUUCAACAGCCUGCAAUGGUCUAUGGAUCUGGUGGCACUAAUCCUUAUGGACUUGUUUCUGAAGAUUUUAAUAAGGAUGGAAAUCUCGAUUUGGCUAUGUGUAAUGAAGGAUCCGGUAAUAUCGCUAUUUUUUUGGGUUAUGGCAACGGAUCUUUUCAAACGGCUGCAACUCUUGGCAGCGGAGGGACACUUCCAUCGGGAAUCGUUGCUGCUGAUUUUAAUAAUGAUAACAUAACUGACUUAGCUGUCACAAAUACAGGUUCGGAUUACAUCACCAUUUUUCUCGGUUAUAUUAAUGGUGGAUUUCAAAUACCUGGAACAUCAUAUGCAGCUUCUUCACAUCCUUCACUUUUAAUUAGUGGAGACUUCAAUUCCGAUGGUAGGAUUGAUCUUGCCGUGGUAUGUCGGGGUAACAAUCAACUACUCAUCUUUCUUGGGUUUGGUAAUGGAUUUUUCCAAAACAAUGCAACGUAUACAACAGGAACUGCUCCCUAUUCAGUUAGAACGUCUGAUUUCAAUGGCGACUCAAAACUUGAUCUAGCUGUUGCCAAUUAUGGUUCCAACUCGGUUAGUAUUUUUAUCGGCACUGGUACAGGUGGAUUUAUUGCAGCUAGUCCUGCAACAUACUCUACAACUAGUUCUAGCCCUAUUGAUAUAGCUAUACAAGAUCUAAACGGAGAUUCAAAGAUGGAUCUGGCUGUGUGUAAUCAAGUGGGAAAUACGAUUAUUGUUUUUUUAGGAAAUGGAAAUGAUACUUUUAGACAAGGGCAAAACUAUUCAUCGAUGGGACAACAACUUCAGUCAAUUAUAGCUCAAGAUUUUAACAAGGAUGGAAAAUACGAUUUGGCUGUGACCAAUCAGAAUAGUAACAACCUAGCCAUUUUACUAACACAAUGUGUCUAA
Adineta steineri is the source of this 2646-nucleotide messenger RNA. The record is from the annotation of a GenBank genome assembly. NCBI's taxonomy places the organism in Eukaryota, Metazoa, Rotifera, Eurotatoria, Adinetida, Adinetidae.